Molecule: messenger RNA, 252 nt
Organism: Mycotypha africana
Lineage: Eukaryota; Fungi; Mucoromycota; Mucoromycetes; Mucorales; Mycotyphaceae
Exons: 1
Source: RefSeq, a predicted model, not a curated record
CCGUUAUCGACUCCUGGAUUCUAUGAUUUGUUACGACUAUUUCCAAAUCUCGAACGCUUCGAGUAUGCCACCAAUUUCCAUACCUUUGAUAAUCAAUUUGAAGGUGUCACAUUAGAAAUGUACGAAGCCGAACGCGCUGCUGUUGCUAGCUUUAUGGCUAAUCAAAAACAUUUAAGGUAUGAAGGUAAAUGGCAUGAGCCGAUUACAACAGAGCAACGCUUAAUGGCCGGUAUGACAACACGAUCAGAUCAA